AUUACGGAAGUAUCCCGCUCCCGCCCUACAUAACUUUGUGUCUUCAGUGCGCAGGGGACACCUUCUGCUGUCACCAGGAUGACUGUGAAGGCAAGUGGUUUUCCACUCUGAGACCACUCGAUCAAAGUCCGCUUUCCUUUGUUUUCCUCUCAGAACAAAGAGUUUGAGUUUCAAAAAAAAAUUUUAAGGCAAACACUGUCUUUGUCUAUUUGCUUUGAGAAGUAAUUUGCCAGAGUGGCUGCUCUGUCCCUACAAGAGUACCAUGGCCAAGCGAGUGGCAGUGAUUGGAGCCGGUGUGAGUGGCCUGUCCUCCAUCAAGUGCUGCUUGGAUGAGGACCUGGAGCCCACCUGCUUUGAGAGAACUAACGACAUCGGGGGACUCUGGAAGUUCACUGAAACUUCUAAAGAUAGGAUGACCAGGGUCUACAGGUCAUUAGUGACGAAUGUCUGCAAAGAAAUGUCAUGUUAUAGCAACUUCCCCUUCCAAGAAGAUUAUCCCAAUUUCAUGAACCAAGGAAAAUUUUGGGCCUAUCUCCAAGAAUUUGCUGAGCACUUUGACCUUCUGAGAUACAUUCGGUUUAGGACCACAGUGCGCAGUGUAACAAAGCGUCCAGACUUCUCCGAAACUGGCCAGUGGGAUGUUGUCACAGAGACAGAGGGGAAGCAGGAACAAGCUGUCUUUGAUGCUGUCAUGGUUUGCACCGGACAUUACCCGAAUCCCCGUUUACCCUUGGAGUCCUUUCCUGGUAUUCAUAAAUUUAAAGGCCAGAUCCUGCACAGCCAGGAGUAUAAGAGCCCAGAAGGCUUUCAAGGCAAACGCGUGUUAGUGAUUGGUCUUGGGAACACUGCAGGAGACGUGGCCGUGGAGCUGAGUCGGACGGCAGCGCAGGUACUUCUCAGUACCAGGACUGGUGCCUGGGUUCUCCACCGCUCUUCAGAUGGGGGCUACCCAUUUAAUAUGGUGAUUACAAGAAGAUGCCUUAAUUUUAUCACACAAGUUCUGCCCUCGCGUGUACUAAACUGGAUUCAACAGAGGCAACUGAAUAAAAGAUUUAACCAUGAGAAUUAUGGAUUAAGUAUUACAAAGGGGAAAAUACCAAAAUUCAUUGUGAAUGACGAACUGCCGACCUGUAUCCUUUGUGGGACAGUCACCAUGAAAACCGGCGUGAAGGAGUUUACAGAAACCUCUGCUCUCUUUGAAGACGGAACCGUGGAAGAAAACAUCGAUAUUAUGAUCUUCGCGACAGGAUACACAUUUUCUUUUCCCUUUCUCGAAGAACCUCUUAAAAGCCUCAGUACAAAGAAGAUAUUCCUAUAUAAGCAGGUCUUUCCUUCAAACCUAGAGAGAGCAACGCUAGCUCUCAUUGGCUUCAUCAGCCUUAAAGGAUCCAUCUUGGCGGGCACGGAGCUCCAAGCACGCUGGGCCACGAGAGUAUUCAAAGGACUCUGUCGGAUACCUCCAUCCCAGAAGUUGAUGGCCGAGGCUACUAAAAAGGAGCAGCUCAUAGAAAGGGGUGUGAUGAAAGACACCAGUGAAGACAAACUUGAGUUCAUUCAGUACCUGGAUGACCUUGCUGCAUGCAUAGGCGCCAAGCCCAGUGUCCCUCUUCUGUUCCUCAAGGAUCCCAGACUAGCCUGGGAAGUUUUCUUUGGACCGUGCACUCCUUACCAAUACCGCCUCGUGGGCCCUGGAAAAUGGGAUGGAGCCAGAAAUGCCAUCCUGACCCAGUGGGACAGGACACUGAAACCCUUAAAAACUCGAAUUGUUCCUGAUUCCACCAAGCCUGCCUCCAUGUCACAUUAUUUAAAAGUUUGGGGGGCACCUCUCCUCCUUGCCUCUCUUGUACUCAUCUGUAAACCUUCACUUUGUUUGAAACCAGUACGAGAUCAUCUACAGCACAGAAUUUCCCCUUACCUAAUGCGUAUUUGGUGAGGACGAAUCUCAGUCAUCACGGGAGUCGUGCCCAGCCGCAUUAAUUCUAUCUCCAGUUCUCUGUGCCUCCUCCUCUCCUCUCUGUCUUACCUGCUCUCAUCCAAGCUCAGGUCCGGUCAUUUCUUACCUGAAUUACUGUACUGUCUUUCUCUCUAGUCUCAGUGCCUCCUUUUCCUAUCCAUAUUCUACUCUGCUACCUAAGCAACUAUGCUAAAAUAAAAAUAGCGUCACUAUUGCCAUCAAGAUCUCGGUAGGAAUAAGACGAAACUCAAAUUAGGUAAUUUGUGGACAUUUUGACACGGAGAUUAUUACAAAUGGUUUGGGCAGAGGGUAGGGAAAUCAUAGGGAUGAUAAAAUACUCCCAGCUAGUAACUGAGAUAUUUUUACCAUUCCUGGGCCUAAUGAGGCAAGAGGAGAAAACAAUUAUGAAUGAGAAAGAGAGAGAGUGGAGAGGGCCACCUCUCAAGGGUUACGAUCUUCAGCUGACAGAUGAAGGCAGUUUGUGGUGACCCCAAAAGUACAGAGCUUGGGAAUAAAUUCUCUAACUUUAUUUCCUUCUGUCCCUCUCAUCCCCGGCCCAUGCUCCCCAAUGGCCUAACCCAACCAAAACGGAAAGGGCAAGGUUGCCAACUGUUGUAGAUUGAAUUGUCUCCCUCAAAAACAUACACUCAAGUCCUAACCUGUGGUACCUUACCUUAUUCGGAAAUAGGAUCUUUGUAAAUGUCAUUAAUUUAAGAUGAGCUCAUGCUGCAGCAGGGCGAGCUAGAUCCCGUAUGACUGGUGUCUUAUAAAAGGAGAAGACGACACACAGACAGAGACGUAGUAGAAAAUGCCAAGUGAAGACAGGCAGAGGUUGGAGCGACGCACCCGCAAGGCUCCCCCAGACGGUCGCUAGGGAAGUGGCAUGAACGGAUUCUCCCGCAGAAACUCCACAGGGAACCAACCCUGCUGACACCCGGAUUCCAGACUUCCAGCCUCCAAAACUGGGAACGAAUAACCCACUUGGUUUGUGACACUUUCUCACGGCAAUCCUAGGGAACUGACAGACGGACCGAUGCUGUCCAUGGCGGUCAGCCUCCAACAGUGCAGACAGACAGCAAAGACCGUGGCAGGACAGACAAAAAGGAUCCUGUGCAGACACGUGGCUUUCCAGUUUAAAAUCCUUGGAAGUGUCUCCUUCAUCAGAGAUAGUGGUCCAAAUUCCUUAGCCUGGAAAAGGAACCCUUCGUGAUCUGGGCCCAUUUGCCUAAUGGCCGGAAUCCUGGCCCGCAGCUUCCCAGCCCCACUCCACCCCUCCCCGCCAAGACCACCAGCCUCUGAACCGCACCGCACCUCCUCACUUCAGCGCGAGACAUUGCCUCCGCUGGGAAUCGAACUCCCGCUGCCUUUCGAGAGAGGGCUUGAUGAUCUCCGGUGAAGCCUUCCCUGGAUCCUCAGAGCAGGGCUGACCCCCACUUUGUAAGGACGUCACCCCAUGCCCUGCCUUGUCAUUGCCCUUUCCUCACUGUCGCCUACACAGCUGACCCUCGAAUGUCACAGGUUUGCAGGGACUGGGUCUACUCAAGCAUGGACUUCUUUCCUCGAUAAAUACAGUAGAGCCCAUAA
Molecule: messenger RNA, 3538 nt
Organism: Mustela lutreola (European mink)
Lineage: Eukaryota; Metazoa; Chordata; Mammalia; Carnivora; Mustelidae
Product: dimethylaniline monooxygenase [N-oxide-forming] 4
Exons: 9
Coding region: 263-1933 (556 amino acids)
Molecular function (GO): NADP binding; flavin adenine dinucleotide binding; N,N-dimethylaniline monooxygenase activity
Source: RefSeq, a predicted model, not a curated record